Messenger RNA from Cornus florida, 1226 nucleotides. Its product is annotated as deacetoxyvindoline 4-hydroxylase-like. The transcript has 3 exons. The record is from RefSeq and is a predicted model, not a curated record. NCBI's taxonomy places the organism in Eukaryota, Viridiplantae, Streptophyta, Magnoliopsida, Cornales, Cornaceae. Bases 143 to 916 code for a protein of 257 amino acids.
AAAGGAGGUUGGUGCAUUUGUUUGUCCGUCCCAUAAACAUCUUAUCCAAAUCUACCUUUUCUCGUGGAUCAUACACCCAAAGAGACCAAACUCAACACCUGCAAGCUACAGACUGACUAUUUUACUACAGAGAGACAGGGAGAUGAUGGCAACUAGCACAGCCAGAAAUCAGGCUCCAAGUGACACCAGUUAUGACCGCAACACCGAAUUAAAAGCAUUUGAUGAUACAAAAGCUGGUGUCAAGGGACUUGUAGAUGCUGGUUUGACAAAAAUCCCACAAAUAUUUAUCCAAAAACCUUAUAUCCAGCUUGGAGACUACUCCAAGUGCAGUAUUCCAGUUAUUGAUCUUGAAGGUGUUAACAAAGAUGCAACCAAACGCAGAGAGAUCAUUCGAGAAAUAAUAGAGGCUUGUGAGAAGUGGGGUUUCUUUCAGGUUGUCAAUCAUGGAAUUCCAGUGACUGUUUUGGAUGAGAUGAUAGAUGGGAUAUGCAGAUUUCAUGAGCAAGACACUGAGGAGAAGAAGAAGUUGUACACAAGGGAUUUCAAUAAAAGAGUGUUGUAUUUGUCCAAUUUUCGUCUGUAUAGUUCGCCGGCAGCUGAUUGGAAGGACACCCUUUUUUGUGUCAUGGCUCCUCAUACUCCGGAUCGGGAUGAAUUACCCGCAGUUUGCAGGUUGGUGGCCUCCAAGUUCUUUAGGAGAAUUAGUGGGUUGAUGUUCCCCCCGAAGCGUGGAGCUCUAAUAGUAAACAUUGGAGAUCUUUUGCAGCUCAUCACUAAUGAUAGGCUUAAGAGUGUGCAUCACAGAGUGGUGGCGAGAAAUGUAGGACCAAGAAUUUCAGUGGCAUCUUUUUUCAGACAGCAAAUCAGGAAAGGAAGUUCCUUGAGUGGUUAUGGACCAAUCAAGGAGUUGAUAUAGAAGGAAAACCCCCAAAUAUAUCCCGAAACAUUUGUAGAAGAGUUUCACUCUCACUAAACCUCAAAGGGGAAGGAUGGAGUUUCUUCAUUGCUGCAUUUUAAGUCGUGAAGCUGGCCCCAUAAUACGUCUGUGGCUUGUGGAAUUGGUGAUGCUUUGUUUCAUGCUGAAAUAUUUCAGCUUUCGUUGAUGGUGUUUAAACAAUGUCCUGCUUUGCCACGGGUCCCAUGACUGUGAUUUGCUUAUGUAACGCAGAUUUGUGUUCCUAUCAGAACCAAUUAGGUAAAUAUAUAUAUGGACUUAAAAUUUCAAA